CACGAAAGAGAACUUGCAGAGAGAGAGUAGAAGCGAGAGUUGAAUGGCAGAGAUACCAGAAAGAAAGAAAAGAAGAAUGGGAGACAGAAGAGGAAUGGAAACCAAGCACCCGACUACAUCAACAAAGUGGCCGCUCAUUAAAUCCAAACAAAAUCUGCAGAUUACUCGCCUCAAAGAUACGGAUCUUUUUACUGUGCAAAAUUUCUUCACAUCUGCUGAAUCGAAGGCAUUUAUUAAAGCUGCAGAGUCUAUUGGAUUUGUCCACCAGGGGAGUCUUGGUCCAACAAAAGGUGAAGCUUAUAGAGAUAAUGAUCGAAUCUCUGUGAAUGAUCCUGUUCUUGCAGAAACCAUAUGGAAGUCUGGAGUACACAAACUGUUUUCUGACAUUAAAAUUCGAGGAAAGGUUGCUGUUGGCUUGAAUUCAAAUAUUAGGUUCUACAGGUACAAGGUUGGUCAGCGCUUCGGACGACAUAUUGAUGAAAGUGUUGAUCUUGGAGAGGGAAAGCGCACCCAUUAUACAUUGUUAAUAUAUUUAAGUGGUGGUUUUAAACUUAAAGCAAAAAAUGACACGAGUAGCCCCAAGGAUUCUUCUUCAGAGCCUCUAGUUGGAGGAGAGACUGUCUUCUAUGGUUCAAGGAACGCGGUUGUGGCUGAGGUGGCUCCUACUGAAGGGAUGGCUCUCCUACACAUUCAUGGGGAUAAGUGUAUGUUGCAUGAAGGGCGUAAUGUAACUAAGGGUGUUAAGUAUGUUGUCCGCUCGGAUGUAGCCUUUGCCUGAUGAGUGUGGUCUCUUGGAUUUAGCAGGCUUGGUGUGGAUGCCAAGUUUCUACUGUUGAAUUGGCCGACACAGCAAGCUGAAGCUACUAGUGAAUAUCUGUAUGGCUCUUUUAAUUCUAUGAAGGAUGGCUCCCAAAGAAAUAUCUUGAUUUAUUGUCCGUUCUGUUUGUUGGCAAAUAGUAGCAAUGUGAAUUUUCCAUAUGCUCUGCUCGUACAUUUCCCAUUAGUCCUAUGCAAAAUGAGCAUUUUCAUA
Messenger RNA from Carya illinoinensis, 1030 nucleotides. RefSeq lists its product as uncharacterized. The transcript is spliced from 5 exons. NCBI's taxonomy places the organism in Eukaryota, Viridiplantae, Streptophyta, Magnoliopsida, Fagales, Juglandaceae. The record is from RefSeq and is a predicted model, not a curated record. Gene Ontology annotation, biological process: peptidyl-proline hydroxylation to 4-hydroxy-L-proline. Gene Ontology annotation, molecular function: L-ascorbic acid binding; procollagen-proline 4-dioxygenase activity; iron ion binding. Gene Ontology annotation, cellular component: endoplasmic reticulum. Bases 44 to 778 code for a protein of 244 amino acids.